This is a messenger RNA of Chrysemys picta bellii (western painted turtle), 4301 nucleotides long. RefSeq names its product nuclear receptor subfamily 4 group A member 2 (gene NR4A2). Gene Ontology annotation, biological process: dopaminergic neuron differentiation; regulation of transcription by RNA polymerase II; cellular response to corticotropin-releasing hormone stimulus. Gene Ontology annotation, molecular function: RNA polymerase II cis-regulatory region sequence-specific DNA binding; nuclear receptor activity; nuclear glucocorticoid receptor binding. The record is from RefSeq and is a predicted model, not a curated record. NCBI's taxonomy places the organism in Eukaryota, Metazoa, Chordata, Testudines, Emydidae. Gene Ontology annotation, cellular component: transcription regulator complex; nucleus.
CAUUUCUAGCCUGUAGAAAAUGCUUCCAUGGGUCACAAAGAAGGGGAAAAACUGUAUCUAGAAAAUGCAUGAAAGUAGCGAUGUCCGUAUGUAUGUACGUAUGCAAGAAAAAUCCCCGUACCGUACUGUGGUAUAGACACACAACUUAGCAGACCCCACGCAGGCAGAGCAGCACACGUUAUUAUACAGUGUGCCUGCGUGCGGAGAGCCGCAGAGAGAUCCUCUAAGGUUUAUGACACGGCGUAGGGGGUGGAGGGAAUCUAGUUCUUUGUUUACAGUCUUGCACAUCUAGGGGGGUGUACGUGCGGGGGGGUUGCACCUAUUUUGGAAAAGCUGUAACAAGGUGAACCGAGGGAGCUUGUUCCCACCUUAAAAUCUGCACUCUUGGUGAUGUCACGUCGGAAAUUUACCAAAGCAAGAACUGGCCAACUGUGCAGAGAGAUCCAGCCCCUCGGAUGGCUGAUUGGGCGGGCAGCACUGACGUGCACUGACGCUUGGAGACUUUAGGUGCAUGUUGGCUGUGGAAUACGGAGCCCACAUAAACAAAGGCACAUUGGAGGGAAGGGCCAGUCUGUCCGGCUUGCUCGCACUGUGCUUUACUAGUACUGUACUUCCCAACAGAGAAUAACUAGCAAGUGCUCUGUCAUCGGUUGUUUUGUCCGCCGAUCUGCCCUUGGGAAACUGUUGUUCAGACGGUUGAAUGAAUGAAAAAGACAUUGCUAACAAAGAGCGUACUGGGCAGUCUGGAGUCCUCACUGAUUUUCUAAAAUCUUGGAAACUUUGCCUCCAUUGAAUUCCGACACUGUCCACCUUUAAUUCCCUCGAAAACGCCUGUAACUCGGCUGAAGGUUUGUGAGCUUAAUUUCUUUAAUAUUCAAAAGAAACAACUUCACACUGAAAGCCAAGUAACAUAAGUAAGACACGUGCGUAGAUGUGUUCCAAACAACUUCACAUUGUGCAACUCACUUCAUCGUGUUUCUUUACAAAUGAACUAGCUGAAAAUAUCAUUGUACACAGAAAUAAAGCGACUGGUGCUCAUUCGGUCUGUUUGUGGGGGACUGAAAGACAUUUUGGGGGUACACUAUGCACUUUAAACAUUCACAAACAUCAGAGCUCUAUGUACUUUAGUGUAAUCUCUUUUUUCCCCUGUGAACACGUUUUCUUUGCGCAAUAAGAAGUGUGUGCGGCUUCCUAAUGUGGCCCGCAGUGUUGUAGAAAGCAGGUGUACAAAGCAGGGGAGAAAGUAUGCAGUUGACCAGGCUGAGUAUAUAUUACACUGUUUCAUUUCCAGCCAUGCCCUGUGUUCAGGCUCAGUAUGGGUCAUCGCCUCAAGGAGCCAGCCCAGCUUCCCAGAGCUACAGUUACCACUCUUCAGGAGAAUACAGCUCCGAUUUCUUAACUCCAGAGUUUGUCAAGUUUAGCAUGGACCUCACCAACACUGAAAUCACUGCCACCACUUCUCUCCCCAGCUUCAGUACCUUUAUGGACAACUACAGCACAAGCUACGACGUGAAGCCACCUUGCUUGUACCAAAUGCCCCUGUCCGGACAGCAGUCCUCUAUUAAAGUGGAAGACAUUCAGAUGCACAGCUACCAGCAACACAACCACCUCCCCCCUCAGUCGGAGGAGAUGAUGCCUCAUUCAGGCUCCGUUUACUACAAGCCUUCGUCGCCCCCGACUCCCACCACCCCCGGCUUCCAGGUGCAGCACAGCCCCAUGUGGGACGACCCUGGCUCCCUCCACAACUUCCACCAGAAUUACGUGGCCACCACCCACAUGAUCGAGCAGAGGAAAACGCCAGUAUCCAGGCUCUCCUUAUUCUCAUUUAAGCAAUCACCCCCAGGAACCCCAGUGUCCAGCUGCCAGAUGCGAUUUGACGGGCCCCUCCACGUGCCCAUGAACCCCGAGCCAUCCGGGGCCCACCACGUAGUCGAUGGCCAGACAUUUGCAGUGCCCAAUCCCAUCCGCAAACAGGCAUCCAUGGGCUUCCCAGGGCUACAGAUUGGCCAUGCUUCCCAGCUGCUGGACACCCAGGUGCCAUCCCCUCCCUCCCGGGGGUCUCCAUCCAACGAGGGCCUCUGUGCAGUGUGCGGGGACAACGCGGCCUGCCAGCACUACGGAGUGCGCACCUGUGAGGGCUGCAAAGGGUUCUUCAAGCGCACUGUCCAGAAAAACGCAAAAUAUGUAUGUUUAGCAAAUAAAAACUGCCCAGUUGACAAACGCCGCAGAAAUCGCUGUCAGUAUUGUCGGUUUCAAAAGUGCCUUGCAGUUGGCAUGGUCAAAGAAGUGGUACGCACAGACAGUUUAAAAGGCCGAAGGGGUCGCUUACCAUCCAAACCGAAGAGCCCCCAGGAGCCCUCUCCCCCCUCUCCCCCGGUGAGUCUGAUCAGUGCCCUGGUGAGAGCCCAUGUCGACUCCAACCCGGCUAUGAGCAGCCUGGACUAUUCCAGGUUCCAGGCUAACCCUGACUACCAGAUGAGUGGAGAUGACACUCAGCAUAUCCAGCAGUUUUAUGAUCUCUUGACCGGCUCCAUGGAGAUCAUCCGAGGAUGGGCAGAAAAAAUCCCUGGUUUCACUGACCUUUCUAAACCAGACCAGGACCUCCUCUUCGAAUCCGCUUUCUUGGAACUGUUUGUGCUCCGGCUAGCAUACAGGUCCAGCCCAGUGGAGGGCAAGCUUAUCUUUUGCAAUGGGGUGGUCCUGCACAGGUUGCAAUGUGUCCGUGGCUUUGGAGAAUGGAUUGAUUCCAUUGUUGAAUUCUCCUCCAACUUGCAAAAUAUGAACAUCGACAUAUCUGCCUUCUCAUGCAUCGCUGCCCUGGCUAUGGUAACAGAGAGGCACGGGCUAAAGGAACCCAAGAGGGUGGAAGAACUUCAGAACAAGAUUGUAAAUUGUCUCAAAGACCAUGUGACUUUCAAUAACGGAGGUUUGAAUCGCCCCAAUUAUUUGUCCAAACUCUUGGGGAAGCUCCCUGAACUUCGCACCCUUUGCACACAGGGGCUGCAACGCAUUUUCUACCUGAAACUAGAAGAUUUGGUGCCACCUCCAGCAAUAAUCGACAAACUUUUUCUGGACACUUUACCUUUUUAAGACUCUUCCCAUGCACUUAAAGUGAACUUUAAAGAAAAUAAACUCGACCUGUCUGAAGGGGAAUUCACCUGUGCGCAAAGCAGCACCUUUGGGUGCCAGAUUCCCAUCCCCAAAACUGUUGCUAACCUCUUGAAGGCAGAACGUGAAUGGGCAUUUUGGCUCUGGGGCAUCAAGGAUUCAGAUGAUGGACAACUUAAAUACCAUGGUAUAAGCUUUUUAUUAUCGGCUCAAAAUAUUAAGAAGGACUUCUGAUUAAAAAGACGAUCAUAUUUGGCAACGCCGGGCUAAGACUCAUAUGAUGACAAAGUAUUAAGGUGACCCACAAGUCUCACCCUCUUAAAGACUAAAGUUUUCUGAUGUAAAAGAAAGCUGUAAUAUAUACUAAAAACUAAAUGUUGCGUGGGUGGCAUGAAAUUAAAGAAGGCAAAGACUUGUAAAUUUAUCAGAUGCAGUUUGGCUUUUUAAAUUAUUCUGUGCCUAUUUAUGAAUAAAUAUUAAAACCAAUUCUAAAAGAAGGAACAUAGAUGUGUUUGCAAAUAAAGAGAAUUAAGUAACUCAAUGAAAUGGGAAAGCAUGAUGAUUCUAGGAUGAUAAUGUUAUAGGCACUUGCUAUUUCAGUAAUGUCUAUAUUCUAUAAAUAGUAUUUCAGACACUAUGUAGUCUGUUAGAUUUUAUAAAGAUUGGUAGUUAUCUAAGCUUCAAACAUUUUCUCAAUUGUAAAAUAGGUGGGCACAAGUAUUACAAAACCGAAAUCUUGGACAAAGGGGCACAUAGUGUUUGUAAACACCGUCCAACAUUCCUUGUUUGUAAGUGUUGUAUGUACUGUUGAUGUUGAUUAAAAAAAGUUUAUAUCUUGAUUAUUUUGUUGUCUAAAGCUAAACAAAUCUUGCAUGCAGCAGCUUUUGACUGUUUCCAGAGUGCUUAUAAUAUAUAUAACUCCCUGGAAAUUACUGAGCACUUUGAAUUUUUUGUUUUGUUUUUUAUGUCUAAAAUUGUCGAUUAAUAUAUUAUUUUAUGUUUGAGUAAUAUUUUUAAUAUUGCCAUAUUCUGUAGUAUUUUUCUUUGUAUAUUUCCAGUAUGGCACAUUAUACAAGUCACUGCCUUUUUUUCUAUGGUGUAUGACAGUUAGAGACGCUGAAUUUUUUUUUCCUGAUAAACUCUUUCUUUGAGGAAAGACAAUUUUAAUGUUUACAACAAUAAAACCAUGUAAA